This is a messenger RNA of Babesia microti strain RI, 1143 nucleotides long. RefSeq names its product Histone-lysine N-methyltransferase SMYD3. The record is from RefSeq and is a predicted model, not a curated record. Bases 1 to 1143 code for a protein of 380 amino acids. Gene Ontology annotation, molecular function: protein binding. The transcript has a single exon. Lineage: Eukaryota; Apicomplexa; Aconoidasida; Piroplasmida; Babesiidae. Gene Ontology annotation, cellular component: nucleus.
AUGAAUGAAGUAUUUAAGGUGGAACAUUGUGGCUCUAUCGGUAUUGGACUAAUUGCAGUUAGGAAUAUUAAAAGCGGUACUGCUAUUGUGACUCAGAAACCAGUUAUUUCUAUUUCAACCGAUGGAAUCAUUUUCUAUUCUUGUUUGGGAGAAAAAAUUAUAUUAUCUGAGAAUUUUACUAGUAGAUUGUCUAAAAUUUGUUGUGAUCGCCACGGUAAAUUCUUUCAGGUAUUAAAAUAUGUCAAUGGUAAAGCAAUUAACAACAAUGCCAAGGUUGGCCCAUGUAUGAUCAAAACAUUAUUUUUGAUUGUAACGGAGGAAAAUGUUAAUGUCUGGUCACAUAGCAAUUACGAAAAGGUGAUGAAGAAUCAAAGUUCAUUUGCGCUGGCUAAUAUUGCAAGGGAAGCACUACUGAAUUUUGGUAUUGACAAAUCAAUAAAGGAUAUUUUAAGGGUAAUAACAUGCAUCUCUGAGAAUUCAUUUUCUAUAGAAAAUAACCAUCAUGUGUAUGGAUCUGCGCUAUAUAAACCACCAAUCACAAAAGUUAAUCACAGCUGCAAUCCAAACUGCACAAUCAAAUUCAGUGCCAAUGUUAUAACUAUGGAAGCUUUAAGAGAUAUUCGGGCGGGCAAACAAUUGUUCAUAUCAUACACCUAUAAUGUACAGCCUAGGAAUGUUAGACAGGCAAAUUUACUAGAGCAAUAUGGAUUUGAAUGCAAAUGUGUUUAUUGUUACGGAGUGAAAGCUGAAUACCGAGAGGCCAUGUUAAGAUUCAAUUUUUGUCCCAAUAAAGAUUGCCGAAAUUCGGCAAAAGAGGUGUUUGAGAAAAUUGUUGAAUUACCAUUAGAUGAUGAAAAAGUGAUGUGUCGAAUAGCGUUUAGGUGUAAUUAUACGGAGUAUGUGCCCAAGAGUGUCGCAACAAGUCUGGGUUUACUAGGAAUUGAUGGCGAUUAUAUGAAGUGUUGGAAGUGUAAUAGCACUUGGAGUAGUUUAAAAUUAUGUGAAAAUGAAUCUCUCCUCGUGGAAGGGGUUCGGAAAGAUAUAUUGUACAAAAGUUUAAAUUACACUAAAAACUGGAUACAUACACAAAAUUUAAUAUUCGGAUACUGGUUAAGUAUGUUAAGUGGUCAUAAAUUGUAUUAA